AUGAGCACCACCCAAACCGUCACCGCCACUUCUGUGGCAGCCGAGAAGCCGCUGGGCGGCAAGGCCAGACCGGACUUCGUCCCUCGAGGCAACAAAUCCUCCUCUCCAUUGACCACCACCCUGUUCCUAGGACUGCGGAUAGGAGACUGCUUCUUGCAGUAUGGGUUGCUCGCGCUCGGUCUGGCCGACCCUCUCAUCCGAUUCCUGGGCGGCAAUGUCCUUCAGAAGCCCUUGGAAUCCGUGCACUUCCCCCUCGGUUUGACACCCUACCGCGCCGCUCUGCUGGUAAUGGUCUCCAUGGCCGCCCUGAAGCACGUGUGGUUCGUCCUGUGUGUGGCACAGGAAGCCUGGACCGUCACGGGAGCUCUCGCCGUCGGCUUCUUCAACGUCUUCUGGUUCAGCACGAAUUCCCUCUUCUUCCUCACCACUGCGCUCUCCAUUGCCUCCAACACGUCUGGCGUCGAGGAUAUGGGCCUUGCGUUCUGGAUCGGUUCGUUCUUGUACUGGGUUGGCAUUGGAGCCGAGACUCUGGCCGAAGUCCAGCGCAAGCAGUUCAAGGUAUGCUCCAUCCCUGUACUCUGACGCGACGAGGCUUGUUCGUGUGAAGAGACUGAUCCAAGACACAGGACGAUGCCCGCAACAAGGGCAAGUGCUACAUGGGCGGCCUGUUCUCGAUCUGCCGCCACAUCAACUACACCGGCUACUCCCUCUGGCGCGCUGGGCUCGGCCUCGCGACGGGAGGCUGGAUCCUGGGCGCCGUCACCUUCGCCUUCUUCAUCUGGGACUUCUCCUCCCGCGCCAUCCCCGCACUUGACGCAUACUGCACGAAGCGAGUAAGUCCGAGAGAGAGAGAGAGAGACAUUCGCCCUGUGAUGAGCCGUCUACUAAUUCGCACGCCCUUUGGCAGUACACUUCCCAGUGGGCCGAAUACAAGCGCCGCACUCCGUACAAGAUCCUCCCGGGCAUCUACUAG
Lecanosticta acicola is the source of this 973-nucleotide messenger RNA. The record is from the annotation of a GenBank genome assembly. NCBI's taxonomy places the organism in Eukaryota, Fungi, Ascomycota, Dothideomycetes, Mycosphaerellales, Mycosphaerellaceae.